Caenorhabditis remanei is the source of this 1251-nucleotide messenger RNA. RefSeq lists its product as uncharacterized. The transcript is spliced from 9 exons. NCBI's taxonomy places the organism in Eukaryota, Metazoa, Nematoda, Chromadorea, Rhabditida, Rhabditidae. Bases 1 to 1251 code for a protein of 416 amino acids. The record is from RefSeq and is a predicted model, not a curated record.
AUGAAUGUCAACUGGAAGGAGGCAAUACUUCAAGCGCAGAAAAAAAUCGAUCAAGUUCUGGACAUUCGACCUGAAAGUGUUGAAGUAGAGGUUGAAGAAGAACCGGAACCACAAGAGGAUGUAAUCGACCAGAACUGCUCGUCACCCUCACAAAGUUCUGAGGUACUAGGGGAUGAUAUAGUGAUGUUGGAACCAGUUUUACCUCCUUUUUUGAACAAUCGAUACAUUGGUGAUGAUAUUCAAACAAUAAUUUCCUCGGAUAUUGAACAUUUGACAAGAGCAUCUUCUCGAACCGCAUCCCCAGAAAGAUUGAAAGCACCGUCGGAUUUCGAAAAAGAACUGUCAAUUUCCCAAGUUAGUCCUGUGCCUGCAUAUGUGUCAACUUCAGCAGCAACCCCAGAAAUUCCUUUACCAAACCCUGAGGACAUUCUGAAUCAAGCAAUUAGUGGCCUACGGAAAGAACUGACAGAAUACAAAAAAGCCAACCAGAUACUGCAAAAUAGUCAUGCAAACAUUGAGAGGGAGAUGGAAGAGAAUCGGUUUUCGCUGAAUGAGAAAAUGGUGAAUAUGUUGAAUGAAGAACGAGAGCAUUUCAAUCAGGAGAUAUCACAACUCAAGCUUACCUGUUCUCAAGCAGUCACAGAAAAAAUGGAAUUCGAAGAGAAGUAUAGGAAGAGUGAGAACUACUGGUCACACACAAAGAAGACAUUAGAUUACUUUCGGAAACAGAUAGCACAAAUGAAGAACAGCUUGCAAGAGACCGGCGAGACGUUUGCUUCGGAUUUCGAAACAUUUGGAGCGGAAAUAAAACGAAACUUGGAGAACCAAAGGAGGAAAGAAAGCCAGCAGCGAGCUCCAAGAGUGAUCAAAAUCCCGUGUAACUGUGCAAAACUAGCGAAAGAAGAUUCUGACUCAAUUGUCAAACAUGACGAAGCAACUCAGACAAAUGUUAGUAACCCGACAAAAAAUGACAGCAAUGAAUACGAUAAAGAUGAGAACAUGGGCUCAUCACCUUCUCACAAAGGAAACGGAAACGUCACAGAUCUCCUUAGGAUAAUUGAACAGCUGGAAAAUGAGAAAAGACAUUUGCAGAUACAAAGAAAGCAUGACAAACGGGAAAUUGAGGCGAGUCUUGAUCCUUUUAUACAUGGCGAGAAGAUUGAACAACUCGAUGAAAUCAUGGUGGACAAUGAGGAGCUAAAGAGUAUUCUGAAGCAGCAGGCCCUGGCUCUCACCAACAAUAGCUCCUAA